Messenger RNA from Drosophila miranda, 5728 nucleotides. RefSeq names its product neural cell adhesion molecule 1 (gene side-II). The coding region runs from base 957 to 4277 and encodes 1106 amino acids. The transcript is spliced from 20 exons. NCBI's taxonomy places the organism in Eukaryota, Metazoa, Arthropoda, Insecta, Diptera, Drosophilidae. The record is from RefSeq and is a predicted model, not a curated record.
GUUUUAGUUGAAGCUUAGUCGUCGCAGUGUUUAGUACGUGUGCAAGAAUGCUGUCGCCUCGCAGGGCCAGCUAACGUGAAUCGCGCGUGAAUCUUGUCGUCGUUCGUUUCAGGCUCCCGUUGCUGGUCGUUGUUUCGCUAACCGUUUGGGUCGUCCUGGCCGUCGUGUGUUCGGGUGCGCUAAUCGCAAUCUAAAGAUAACUUUUUGAAAUAUUACAAUAUCUAACUGUACAAAUAAGCACGUGACUGAAAGAAAAAUCAAAAAUAGAAGCAAAAGCAGCAGCAGCAGCAGUCGGGCAGGCGUCAGAAGAAGAAUAAGGCAAAUGCUGUUUGCGUGUUUUUAUUUUACCGCAAGAAAAAAUCCUCAACUAAAGUGAGAGCAGCACUUACACUUACUCUUACUCCUCGCAUACUCACUCUCUUCUUUAACUGGGGCUUUAAUUGCUCUGCUCUCGUUUUUUGGCAUACAUUAAAGCAGAAGCAGAAGCAAAACCAACAGCAACAGCAGUGUCGCGCUUGUGUUUGUGUGUGUUUCGUUGUGUAUUUGGUUGGCUGUGUGUAUGCUUUUGAUGGUCACGUGGUCAGCCACCAAGUUGGCCUGCCAACUUGUGCGUGGAGACAAACAACAGCAAUCGCAGGCGGCAGCAAGCAGUGGCAGUCCGCCCAUAAGGGAUUAUCAUAGCGUUGAAAGCAGCUGCUGCCCGAAAGGAAUAUCGAAAAUGUGCUUCCAUUAGAACGAACGGAGGAGGAAAACUGCAGCGGGAAAAUCUGCAAGCCAAAUCCAACUUAAGUCCACAUCAAAUUAAAAUCAACAAGCGGCGGAACGGAGGAGCGGACCCCCCCCUCCCCCAAGAAGAAGGGAAAGCCAAGAAAAAUUAUAGAAAAAUAUAUAUAUAGAGAAAGAAAGGCAAAAAGGAGUAAAAGCUAAGAAAAGGGAGCUAGGAAAAGCCGUGGAAAAUGAAGUGCAAUAAAAGUCAAAUGGCCACGUUAACAAUGUGGAAAAUUUUUAUGGCCCUGCUCUGUGGAAUGGCACUGCCGCUAAUGCCAGUCACAUUAGCGCGCCUGCAUUCCACAUCCGGCGGUGGCGGCGGCGGCGGCGGCGGCGGCAUGUCCAGUGGUGUCCUGGGUCCUGGCUCUGGCGGCGGAGGAUCCAGCGGCGGAUCUUCAGGGAAAGAUGCACACGUGAAAACGAAGGACGUCGAUGCCGUUGAGGGUAAAUCAGUGUCGCUGCCUUGCCCCAUUACGGAGCCCCUGGACAAUGUCUAUAUGGUGCUUUGGUUUCGUGACAAUGCGGGCAUACCGCUCUAUAGCUUCGAUGUUCGCGAUAAGGAGGCACGGGACCAGCCCCGACAUUGGUCAGCCCCGGAGGUUUUUGGCUCACGGGCCAAAUUCCAUUUUGAUUCGCAGCCAGCAACCUUGGAAAUUAAGGAUAUCAAGCGUCAUGAUCAGGGCAUUUACCGAUGUCGUGUGGAUUUUCGCACAAGUCAAACGCAAAGUUUCCGUUUCAAUUUGUCAGUAAUAAUACUUCCGGAGCAGCCAAUCAUCUUGGAUCGUUGGGGCCGCCAGCUGAAUGGCUCUCAAUUGGGGCCAAAGCAGGAGGGCGAUGAUAUCGUUAUCACUUGUCGUGUGGUGGGCGGUCGACCCCAACCGCAGGUCCGUUGGCUCGUAAAUGGACUGCUUGUCGACAAUCAAAACGAGCACAAUUCCGGCGAUGUUAUCGAGAACCGUCUGUUGUGGCCAUCGGUGCAGCGCAACGAUUUGAAUUCCGUAUUCACAUGUCAGGCACUGAAUACGCAAUUAGAUAAGCCCAAGGAGAAGAGCUUCAUACUGGAUAUGCACUUGAAGCCUCUGGUGGUGCGAAUACUGGAGCCCCCCAGCUCGAUGAUAGCCGAUCGUCGUUAUGAAGUUGCCUGCGAAUCAUCGGGCUCUCGACCGAAUGCCAUCAUCACGUGGUACAAGGGAAAACGGCAAUUACGACGCACAAAGGACGACAUAUCAAAGAACUCGACACGCUCAGAGCUGAGCUUUGUGCCGACCACAGACGAUGAUGGCAAAUCGAUAACAUGCCGUGCGGAAAAUCCAAAUGUGAAUGGCCUGUAUUUGGAGACCAUGUGGAAAUUGAAUGUCGUUUAUCCACCUUUGGUCACACUACGCCUGGGCUCAACACUGACACCGGAUGAUAUCAAGGAAGGCGACGAUGUUUACUUCGAGUGUCACGUACAAUCGAAUCCUCAAUGGCGGAAACUGCUGUGGUUGCAUAAUGGCAUUCAUCUGGAGCACAAUACCACCGCUCGGGUGAUACGCUCCAAUCAGAGCCUGGUCCUGCAGAAGAUCACCAAGCAUUACGCCGGGAAUUAUGCGUGCAGUGCCAUCAACGACGAGGGCGAAACGGUCAGCAAUCAGCUGCCGUUGCGUGUGAAAUACACUCCGAUAUGCAAGCACUCGGACCGUGUGAUAUUAAUUGGCGCCUCCAAGGAUGAGACUGUGGAGGUUAUAUGCGAGAUUCAGGCCGAUCCACCGCCGCGAACAUUUCGCUGGAAAUUCAACAACUCGGGCGAAACCCUGGACGUGGGCAGCGAACGCUUCAGCGUGAAUGGAAGUCGCAGCAUUUUAAAGUACACACCAGUCACAGAUCAGGAUUAUGGCACACUGUCCUGCUGGGCCUCCAACGAGGUGGGCACCCAGCAGCAUCCCUGUCUCUUCCAAGUGGUCCUGGCCGCUCUGCCGAAUGCCGUCAGCAAUUGUACCGUCUUCAACCGCACAGAGCUGAGUGUUGACAUACAGUGCAUACCGGGCUAUGACGGCGGCCUGCCUCAAAUAUUUGUACUGGAAAUGUUUUCAACACGCACCGGCAUCACCAGAUUCAAUUUGAGCAACGCGGAGGAGGCCCUCUUCUCGCUGGAGAACCUGGACACGCUGACCUCGAUGAUGGUCCAGGAGAACAAUUCGCUGAGGCUGCGCAUCUACUCGUACAACCAGAAGGGACGAAGCGCCGCUUAUCUUCUGCCCGAUUUCAUAAUUGGCUCAACAGCUUACAAGACAGACGACGACGUAACACUGACAUUGUCGCCGGUGAUUGUUGGAAGUGUCCUGACCAUCAUAAUUAUUGGUGUUGCCAUCGCGAUACGAAUAUUUGUGGUGACAUUUGUGCACAAUUUGCGGCGCAAUCGUCAUCACGGCAGCAAGGCAACGGCUGCCGGUGUAACGGCCCAGCCGGGGGAUGUCUUCAAGGGCGGCAACCUGGAGAAACCGCGAUGGCAGCACACGGACAUAAAAACGAAGUCAUCGGAGGAUUUGGUCGAGGACGAACGUGAUCCGGAUGUAAUACCAUCGCAAUAUGUUGGCGGCAGCAGCGCCGGCAGCAGUGGCAGCAAUGCCUCGAACGUUGGCAGCACCACAGCGGGCACCACCACUGGCAGCAGCACAUCCACUGCGGUGGUGGCAACGGCAGCAACGGCAGCGGCAGCAGCAGCAGCAUCUGCAUCUGCCACAGGAGCAGUGGCUGGCGGUGGCGGCGGCGGCGGCGAACGGGAUGCCCAUCAGUUCACAUCAGCCACGAGCCUGGGAGGAGGUGUCUCCAAAUGGUCACCCAACGGCAAUGUGGUGCCCCUGACGACGACGACGACGAUGCUGUCCGGCGAUCCGGCCACGAAUGCGACGGUCACCUACAAUCAAAUCAACGCGCAGCGGGCCCAGCUGCUGGCGGCCGUGGCAGCGGCGGGCGGAGGGUGCAGCAGCACCGUCAUCUCGCCCAGCAGCAGCAUGAUGGGCAGCCUGGGGGGCAAGCCGCCGCUGGGACUGGGCGGCACCAUCAUCGGCUCCCCGACGUCCCUCUCCUCGACAGCCACGCUGGCGGCCCACCUGCAGCCGGUGCACAGCAGUGGCGUGGGCACCCUGCCACCUGGCUUGGGUAGCGGCGGUGGCUACAUACUGAACGCGUAUGCCAGUGGGCGGAUGCACCACCCACUGCAGCAGGUAGGUGUAGGCGGAGCCACUCACACGGCCACUCUGAAUCGGCAUCACCAUCAGCAGCAGCAGCAACAGCAACACCAUCAUCAUCAUCACCAGCAGCAGCAGCACCCGCACCAUUCGGGCUCCAGCCUGCUGCUGGGCAGCGCCGGCAGCGUCAUGGGCGUUGUGGGCCUGGCCAACAACACAGCCUCGACCACGACUACAACCACCUCGUGCAACUCGUCGCAGGACCUGGAUGAUAACAUUAAUAUAAAUGCGAUUAAGGACUGCCUCAUGACGCAGCGCGUGCCCGAGAGUUGUGUGUAAGAGCCAGAGGCUGCUUGGAAUCGUGAGUAUCCCCAGAUAAUCCAGAUCUGCAUAUAUAUAUGUGUGUGGGUAUGUGUAUUUAGGAUCUAGGAACAUGUAUGUAUCUAUGUCAUAGUUUUAUUCUCGUUAAGGUGCUGUGCAUAUCUAAUCUACUCUUAAGACAUACCUAGGCAUAACACUGACUCUGUAAAACUGAGCAAAAACUAAGCGAAAAUCUGCAUAUCUUCAUGGCGAUUGAUUGCAUAUCCAUUGUUACAUCCUACAUACAUAUGUACCAUCAUAAUUUUUUGCGAAAACCGUGAGAAAAGGGAUGUCCUUUUUACAGAUUUUUUUGCACAUCCAAAUCUUUGGAAGGCUAUAUCUCAGAUAUAUGGGGCCAGAUCGGUGCAGGACCCACUUUCCCAGGAUCGUGGGGAUCUAGCCCGUCGUUCGACACCAAAAUCUCUUCUAAAAUGAGACCGAUUUUCAGCAAAUUUAAUGAUGUAACCAUCAUGAUAUUUUGCGAAAAUCGUGAGAAAAUGGAUGUCUGUUUUUCCGAUGAAAGUCGGUUGGCAGGACUCUCCUGAUCACGAAGAGACAUGCCACGCUCCGAUCGGCUGCCGUAUAGCUGAGAUAUAGCGUACAGAAAAAACAAUUAUUCGAAUGAUUUGUACAUAUGGGAGGCUAUCAGGUGAAGUAGGGCGGAUCUAAUGCCACAUAUCGCAGGAUAUACGUAUCAGAAAUAGUAAUAAAUCUUGAUGAUUCCUUCGCAGAGUUGCGUAGAACUCAAUUCGCUUUAGCCGUCUCUCCUUUGAGACUAGCUCUUCUCUGUUGAUUCGACUCGAUCAACUUCGAUUCCAAUGUUCUUUCCAAUGCUUUGACUACAUUUCCAGUUCGAUAGUAAAUGGAUUAAAUAUAUUUAUAUGAAAAAACCACACUCUAUUUUAAGGAAACUUCAAAAAGACUCAGACAAUGUAGUAGCUAAAUAUUUUGUAGCAAAAAUGUUCCCAAAAAUGAGAAAUGAGAAAGUAAUUACUUAUAUGUAUUUAUGAAUGUGUGGUACUACCAGUAAAGAUUGUGUAUAUAACAUACUCCUGGCAUAGUUGUAUAGAUCAAAUAUUAACCAGCUCCAAGGAAGCAUUUCUCUGUUGUACAUAGGAUAUUGAUAAAUGUAAAUGUAGGUAAAUACGAGAACAUGCGAGCAUAUGUAUGUUUGAGGAGUCGAUUCGUUCGGCCAAAGGUCCUGCUUAGAAAUGGUAAAUACUAAAGUUAAAUUGUUAGAGCGAAGAACGAUAUAUGUAAGCCCCAAUAGAGCAUAGAAAACGGAAGAGUUUAAACUGAAACAUAAGCAAAAAUAUCCAUAAAUAUGUACGUCUAGAUAAGUCGGAGAAAAGUGUGACAAAAAACAAAAUGGAGAGUACGGAUUGUAAGGAAAAGACGAAAAUAAAUAUAGAUAAAUUACAAGAACCGAA